AUGCAUUCACAAAUAUAUUCCAGCCAUUCCAAUUUCGAAGAGAAGUCUGAUGUUGGUUGGCCUAAACUUCUAACACCUAUUAUGCGCGAGUUUGCGAAAUUAACUACACGCAGUGCGUGUAAAGAUUGUUUUGGAAAAAUUCAUACACAAGAACAAUUACAAUUAGUUAAACAACCUUUAAUUAUUAAUAAAAAUCAAGCUUGUCAGAAUGAAAAAACUAAAUUUUUUAUUAUUGUUAAAUCAGGAAGUUUUCAACGACGAAAUUUCACACGUUCUACAUGGGCACAAGAAAUUAUUGAACAUUUUAAUGUACCUGUUUUAUAUGCUAUUGGAUAUCCACAAGAUUCUGCUAUGCAAAAAGAAAUUAUUGAGGAAGAUGAAAAAUAUCAUGAUUUAUUACAGUUUAAUUUUCUUGAAAGUUAUUAUAAUUUAACAUUAAAAACCACGAGUGUUUUAGUUUGGUAUGAUCAACAUUGUUCCAAAAACAGUGAUUAUCUUUUUUAUGUUGAUGAUGAUGUACUUAUCCAUGUUGAUAAAUUAAUUUUGUACAUGAAUCAAGUUUCUAAUAAUGACACAAUCGAAGGUUGGUUCGAAAAAUCUGGAAAAAUUCAACGUAAAGGUAUUGGUGGAGUAUCAAAAGAAAAUUUUCCUAUUAAUAUUGUACCAGAUUAUUUAUGGGGUGCUGCAGUUUUAUAUCCAUCAAAUAUAAUAUCGAAUUUAUUAAUCAAAGCUAUAUUUAAUACAACAAUACCAAUAUUUUUUCGUGAUGAUGUUUUUAUUAAUGGUUUUAUGGCUGAACAAGCUGGAAUUAAACGAAAACAUAUGAAAGGAAUUUUGACACAUGAUCAAACAGAAGAUGAUUUAAAGACUAAUAUGAUAAUAAUUGAUUUUAAAAAUGAAGAAAAUCGUCAAAAAGCAUGGAAUUGUUAUAAAUAUAAUAUUCAAUGUAAUAAAAAUUUACCAUUAUUAUUAUUUAGAAUUUUUGCUGGAAUAAGUUUAUUCAUAGUCAUGAUUGGUUCUUGUUAUAAAUAUUUUACAAGUACGUUUUAUUAUAAGCAAUUAAAACAUGAAUUUGAUUUUUGGUAUUAUACAACUAAUCAAUGGUUUAAGCAAAAUAUGAAUUUAACAUUGAUGAGAAAUAGACGACAAUAUUCGUCACGUGGAAUUCAAAAGACUAUGUUAGGUGUUCAGUGGUUGAUUAAUUUGAGAAGAAUGAUUAAUUCGUAA
Molecule: messenger RNA, 1227 nt
Organism: Rotaria sp. Silwood1
Lineage: Eukaryota; Metazoa; Rotifera; Eurotatoria; Philodinida; Philodinidae
Source: the annotation of a GenBank genome assembly